AUGUCUUCGCCACUCCUUCGAAAUAUACCCCAAAAGUGUGUUACAUCCCACUGCCUGGGGUCGCCACCAUUACUGUGCCCCAUGUUGCUGGCAAGAGGUCGUGUUACGGGUCGCUUUCAAAUUCGACAUGAUACUGGCGGAGUGCGCUGCCGCGGAUUCCUUGGAGGCCUCUUCGGGCGGGGUGGAACCACGACGAAACAGUCACAGAAGCCGUCACUUGAGGACAACUUAGGUCCGGACGUGGAUGAGCUGUUGCUUGUGGAAACAUCCCAACCCGACGGCAGCAAAGCGCAGAUCCUGUAUCGCAACGGGGGCCCGGUGGCAGCUGCCGACCUUGAGAGCCUGUGUGUCAAGGUCGGCUGGCCUGCUCGCCCUGUCUCCAAGGUGGAAGCUGCCCUGCGCAACAGCUUCAUGGUGUCCAGCUUGGUGCUGCGAGUCACGUUGCCGCCACGGCCAGGAUCCUCUGAAAGCACAACCACCACGGAUGGCGAGGCUGUGGUUUCGGAGCAGCUCAUCGGGUUGGCUCGUGCCACCAGUGAUCACGCUUUUAAUGCCACCAUUUGGGACGUGCUGGUGGACCCGGAGUUCCAGGGUCAGGGACUUGGCAAGGCGCUGGUGGAGCAAAUGGUACGGUCUCUGCUGCGCAAGGACAUCAGCAACAUAACCUUGUUCGCGGACUCGAAGGUGGUGGACUUUUACCGGCAAAUGGGCUUCGAGGCGGACCCCGAGGGCAUCAAGGGCAUGUUCUGGUACCCGAAGUUCUGAAGCCCGAGCACCGGCCCCCCCGCAUGCCUUCACCCAGCCCAGUGAUCAGCCAUAUGCCUUAGCCGCCUACCCGCGCCUGCCUUGCCUUGGCAUUGCCACGCUCGUCCACUCGCGUAUGUUUAGUUGUCCACACGCCCUCCUACGUGUCAGUAUCACCGCAGGCCCGGCAGGGGAUUUUGAUACUCCGUGCUGGCUCGGCCAUCUUCUCUGUCAUUUACGGUAUUUCAGUAUUUUCCAAAGAGCGAGCGCAGAUGGCGGGCGUUGGGGUUCCUAGGGUAGGGUAAGGCGUUGUGCCAGCUAAGAAUAACCGUAAUGGUAACCUCAACAACAAACAUCCACAAAUGCAAGGACAACCGAAAUUUACCGUGGCCACGGCAACUACAGUAGCAAUUGCAU
Messenger RNA from Volvox carteri f. nagariensis, 1161 nucleotides. RefSeq lists its product as uncharacterized. Gene Ontology annotation, molecular function: N-acetyltransferase activity. The record is from RefSeq and is a predicted model, not a curated record. Gene Ontology annotation, cellular component: cytoplasm. Lineage: Eukaryota; Viridiplantae; Chlorophyta; Chlorophyceae; Chlamydomonadales; Volvocaceae. The transcript has 6 exons. The coding region runs from base 1 to 765 and encodes 254 amino acids.